AGACUUAUGUUGAAGGAACUGAUGAGUGACACUGAAUCUUGGAUAGAAGAAGGUAGUAAAACCCAUAUAUUACACUCAUCCUUAGUGGAAAGGUUUUCCAUUACCAUGUUAUCUUUGUUCUGCCUUUGGGAUAUAUAAGGAAUUAGUAUCUUGCAGCUGUAGCAGAAAAUAAAUCUGUUUUACAGCAUCAGGCCAGAUCUGGCAUAGGUGAGGCUGCUGCAGCUCCCUGCCCCAGGUCUGACCCGUGGCAGAGCUGAACCUGUGUUCCCAGUAGGGAAAAAGGUUUUCUUGCCCAGAAAGAGUUAGAAAUGGAAUUUCCCAAGAAGAUAGGAUAAACUGCAUAUCAGACAGUACAAGUGUAUGGACAAUCCACUGUUUACAUGCAAGCAUCUAUUUUUAAUCCCCUUAUCCCUCUAUUUUCUCACACUUGUUACUCCAUGAGUCAGCUAGGUCCUUCAUCCUUCCCUUUCUUUGCCUUUGGUUCCUCCCCUAAACAACCUAUAGUAAGUCUUGUGCAAUCUCAAAACACUUCCCCUGCAUCCCAUACCUGAUGCACUGACCACCUCCCUCCCAAAGAUGCUCCAGUGCUGGCUCCCCAGGGUGGGUGUCACCCCUGACUGGUGGGGCUGAGGCUCUUCUGGGACAGCCACCCCUUCUUCCAUGUCUGUCAUUUGUGUUGCCCCAUCUGCCUUUGGGCUUCUGCUCCUUCUGGGCUUGUGGGGAUGGACCAGGGAGUAGCUGGGCAAGGUGUGAUUUGGCUCCCCCUCCUUUGUGGAUGUGCAGAGUUGUUUUCUAUCAUAUCUGAACAAUUUGUAUUGAUAAACUGUAUCAAGAUUAAACUAGUCAAAUUUAUCUGGGUUUUUUGCCUUUGGAUAGUUGGCAUUAAUUUUAAUACUGGAUUUAUUUUUUUUUAGUAUGUUAAAAAGUAUCAACCUUUUUAUGAAAGGAUUAUCUGACUCAAAAAAUCUGUCGUGCUUUCCUUUUGCAAUUCAGUUUGCCCACAGAAGUCUUAUUUGUCAUCCAUAAAGAAUGUAUUGCCAUCAAUAAAGAAUGUAUUUGCCCUGUUACUAAUUCAUUUGAUCUAUUUCUGGUAUUACAGAUUGGCCCUAAUAUUGUGAGAAUACUUUGCAAUUUGACUUUUGGUCUCCGGUGAGCAAAAGAAAUGGCUUUUUCUAAUACCUGUUUUCCUAUUGGAAAUUAAAUUUUCUGGAUGGACAGUCGUAAAAGCUAAGGCCAAUGAAAUGGUGGUCAGUACGAGUUCAUUUUUUCAUGUGAGGUAUAUUGGCAGUCAGACGAUAGAUCUGUAGGAACUUGAAAGUGAUAGAAGCAAGCUAGUUUCUUUAAAAAUGUGUCCCUAGAGAUGGAUAAACUGAAAUACAGUUGUGUAGGAUCUAAUUUAUCAAAGAAUGUAAUGUUUCUGGAAGAUUAUUUGCUUUUACUUGUAGCUUUGGGAUUAGCUGAUUGUCUUCAACUACAUUUUUUUUUUUUUUUUUUCAGAGAACCAAAGCAUGAAAGACGUCCCUGGAGGAUAUGGUUUUUAGAUACUUCCAAGCAAGCCAUAGGGAUGUUGUUCAUCCACUUCGCAAAUGUCUAUUUAUCAGACCUUACAGAAGAAGACCCUUGUUCACUGUACCUUAUCAACUUCUUGUUAGAUGCUACAUUAGGAAUGCUGUUGAUCUACAUUGGUAUACGUGCAGUCAGUAGCAUUGUGGAAUGGCAGCAGUGGGAGUCCCUUCGCUUUGGUGAAUAUGGUGACCCAGUGCAGUGCAGUGCAUGGGUGGGCCAGUGUGGUCUGUACAUAAUGAUUAUGAUGUUCGAGAAAACCAUCAUCAUUAUUGUGCUUCUUAUACCUCAGUGGAAAGAGGUAGCUUUAUUGAAUCCUAUAGAGAACCCCCAGUUGGAGCUGGCUAUCGUCAUGCUGAUAGUUCCCUUCUUUGUUAAUGCAUUGAUGUUCUGGGUAGUAGAUAAUUUUCUUAUGAAGAAAGGGAAAACAAAAGCUAAACUUGAAGAAAAGGAAGCAGGACAAGAUUCAAGAAAUGGAAGUAAAGUCCGAUACAGGAGAGCAGCAUCACAUGAAGAGUCAGAGUCAGAAAUCCUUAUCUCAGCAGAUGAUGAGAUGGAGGAAUCAGAUGCUGAAGAGGACCUGCGUAGACUGACCAACUUAAAGCCCAUUAAGAAAAAGAAGCAUCGUUUUGGUCUGCCUGUAUGACACAUUCCCUGACCUGUGCAUUCGCAGGUUUCAUGGCAAAAACUUCAGUCAGUGGGUUUUAAUGUUGCAAUUGCAUCUCCCUUUUCAUACAAACUGACUUAAGUAAGGUCUACCAACAGAAUGCAGAUGGUUGGAAGACUUCCAGUUCAGUUGCACUACAGACACACUGACCAAUUAUGCAAGAAUGUCUUUUCAUCAUGUGUGAAAAACACAGCGUUGUUAAGGACUGGUCGCUAAGUGGAUUUGUAUCUGACAUUUCAGAGAAGAUCAUAGAAAACAGAUACAGCAAUCGUUCACUUAUGGUUACUGAUGAUACAGUUAAAGAUGUUCUCAAAGAGUCAUCAGAAUCAACUAAGUUAAAGAAGUGUGUUUUAUUACUAAAACUGGCUUUUGCAGCAUAAUUCCUAGAGCAGAAUAGUUUAUGGUUACAAGCUGUAACUUAACGUUAUUUUUUUAAGUACAAAUGUUUACUUGCUACCGGGUACCUAUGGAACUAAUAGGUGGAACAAAGAUUUUUUUCCAAGUCUCCUCGAAUCUAUCUGACUAUUUUAUAUUUAAGUUAUAUUUUCAUACAGUUGUAUUUAAAGAUUCUCUUUGUCAGAGAAAAGGGUGCAGUUCCCUUUUUUUGUGCAGAACAGGUCAAAAGAUUUGUAGUGAAAAUCUUGUUUAUCCUUGUGUCCUGGUUUAAAACAAAGGGGUUGCGAAGGGAAAAGCUCUCUGUCACUGCUGAAGUCACCAAAUAUCACUAAAAAUGCAGUCCUAAGUGUGCUUUUGACCACAAUUUGAAAAUAGCUUUUUUAAUAGGAGGUGGUGUUUGCAUAUUUGACAAACGUGCACUUUAGUGUAUAACAAAAAUCUGUUGUGAUAGGUUACUUAUUUGUGAAAUUAAUAUCUAUGGAUGACUAAUUAUUUCUGUUUCUGCAAGUCUCUUGUGCAUACCUCUCAAAUGACCCAGAAGAGAUGGAACAUUUCUUAUACUUCUCCUUAUAGAGGGCCUGCCAUACAGGACCCUGAUCUGACUGAAGCAGUUGUACUACAAUAUUGCAAAUAAUUCUGUCCUCUGAUUUUUUGUUGGAAAAGCAAUCUUCGAUUUAAUGUGCUUUAAAAAAAAAUAGAUUUCUCCUGUUUAAUUUCCAUACAGUCUGAUUAGCCUUUAGUAUUUAAAAAA
This is a messenger RNA of Athene cunicularia (burrowing owl), 3377 nucleotides long. Its product is annotated as store-operated calcium entry regulator STIMATE. Lineage: Eukaryota; Metazoa; Chordata; Aves; Strigiformes; Strigidae. The record is from RefSeq and is a predicted model, not a curated record. The transcript has 7 exons. Bases 1361 to 2209 code for a protein of 282 amino acids. Gene Ontology annotation, biological process: activation of store-operated calcium channel activity. Gene Ontology annotation, molecular function: calcium channel regulator activity. Gene Ontology annotation, cellular component: cortical endoplasmic reticulum; membrane.